Molecule: messenger RNA, 537 nt
Organism: Alternaria arbusti
Lineage: Eukaryota; Fungi; Ascomycota; Dothideomycetes; Pleosporales; Pleosporaceae
Exons: 2
Coding region: 1-537 (178 amino acids)
Source: RefSeq, a predicted model, not a curated record
AUGUUAGGGGCGCCGGCAAAUCCAGGACCUGAAGAUUUCUUUGGGCUACUACCUAAGCAGUUGGUAUGGGGCUUCUAUGGCAUAUUCAACCGAUUCACCCAUGUUGGGCCUCUGGGCGAAAGGAAGAGCGACAGUGAACAUCGGCAAAUAUCCAUCAGAACGAUCAGCAUCAACGUCGAGACACCAUCUCCCGAUCUUGCGCAGCUCGGUCUGAUUCAUAUGUCCACUCAGGCCGACGCUGCAAUGUCGGUUACUUCCCGGUACUUCUUGGUGUGUCUGAAUUGGAUUAUACAACAACAGCUGGAAGGGAAUUGGGAGUAUAUCCGGGGCAUCACUCUGCUUGAGUACGUAGAUCAUGUUCUAAUCUACCACGACGGCAAUGAGAUACAUCACUGGGAUGUAGCUGCGUGCCUUGCAGAGUAUCCUGAAGAUGAAAUGAUCAAGUGGAGACCAACUGGCAAGAAAGAGGCCUGGCGCAGAAGGAAGCAAAGAGGACUGAAGGUGCCCGAAGACUUCAAGGAUCCGGCCGGAUGGUGA